AUGUUUUCCUGUGUGCCCAGGUCGAUGAAAUGCUGUACAAACGUGAUAGGGCCCAUGCGGGCGCUUCCGUACGCUCUAGCGAAGUGUCCUGGGUUCUUAGAACCAUCGCAGGCGCAGUGCAGAUACUACCACGAGGUCACCGGCAAUAUAAUAUGCCCCAACAUGGUACGAGGUAUCGACCACCUCAGGGAUCCCCGUCUGAACAAGGGUCUCGCAUUCACUUUAGAGGAGCGACAAGCCCUCGGCAUUCACGGCCUGUUGGCGGCCAAGUUCAAAUCGCAAGAGGAACAACUGGACAUCUGCAGGAUAUCAAUAGACCGUUACGAGGAUAACCUGAAUAAAUAUCUUUACCUCGUCGAGUUACAGGACAGAAAUGAGAAGUUGUUCUUCAGACUGUUGUCGGAGAAUGUGGAGAAGUAUUUGCCAAUCGUUUACACGCCCACCGUCGGCUUGGCGUGCCAGAGGUUCGGGCUCAUCUAUAGGAGGCCUAGAGGUCUUUUCAUCACCAUAAAUGACAAAGGGCACAUAUUCAACAUACUCAAGAACUGGCCUGAGCCGGACGUCAGAGCGAUUGUGUUCACUGAUGGCGAGAGGAUCCUGGGUCUUGGCGAUCUGGGCGCGUACGGCAUGGGCAUACCGGUGGGGAAACUGUCCCUUUACACCGCCCUGGCCGGCAUCAAGCCGCACCAGUGCUUGCCCAUCACCCUGGACGUGGGCACUGAGAACCAGGACCUAUUGGAGGAUCCCCUGUAUAUUGGAUUGAGGCAACGGCGCGUAAGAGGGAAGGAAUAUGACGAGUUCAUAGACGAGUUCAUGGAGGCGUGCGUACAGAGAUACGGACAGAAUACGCUAUUACAAUUCGAGGACUUUGCGCUGAUUAACGCCGGGCGGCUACUGCAGAAGUACCGCAACAAGUACUGCACAUUCAACGACGACAUCCAAGGCACCGCCAGUGUGGCCGUCGCCGGCCUGAUGGCGGCCGUCAGGGUCACUAAGAGGAAGCUCAGCGAGAACAUAUACCUGUUCCUCGGCGCUGGCUCAGCGUCCAACGGCAUCGCGAACCUGACCGUGGCCGCCAUGAUGGCCGAGGGGCUCACCGAGCGGCAGGCGAGGGAGCGCGUGUACAUGUUCGACGUGGACGGGCUGCUGUCCACGCGGCGGGAGGGCGGCGUGCCCGAGCACGCUAGGGCCUUCGGCAAGGACGUCGAGCCGGAGAAGGACUUCGAGGCGUGCGUCGCCAAGAUCAAGCCCAGCUGCCUCAUCGGUUGCUCGACCGUGGGCGGUGCGUUCACACCUAACGUUCUGAAGCAAAUGGCGAAAAACAUAGAGAGACCAGUCAUUUUCGCCCUCUCGAAUCCUACAAGUAAAGCUGAGUGUACUGCGCAGGCCGCCUACGAUCACACCGAAGGUCGGUGCAUCUUCGCGUCUGGCUCCCCCUUCCCGCCGGUCCAGUACAACGGGCGGGAAUACCACCCCGGCCAGGGGAACAACUCGUACAUAUUCCCCGGCGUCGCCCUGGGCGUUAUCGCCACCGCGACCCACCACAUACCGGAGACGAUGUUCCUGACCGCCGCCAGGGGUCUAGCGUUCAGCAUUCGUGAACGACAAGCCUUAGGCCUUUUAGGUUUGUUGCCAGCGCGGGUGAAAACUCAAGAAGAGCAAGUGGAGAUUUGCAGCAUAUUUUUGGACAAGAUCAAAGAUAGCUUACACAAAUACAUUUAUUUGGUCGAGCUACAGGAUAGAAACGAGAAGUUGUUUUAUCGGCUUGUAUCGGAGAACGUAGAGAAGUACUUGCCAAUGAUAUACACACCGACCGUUGGUUUAGCUUGUCAGAAAUUUGGCCUGAUCUUCCGCAGACCAAGAGGCCUUUUUAUCACUAUCCACGAUAAAGGGCGUAUAUCCGACAUACUAAGAAAUUGGCCGGAGACGCAGGUGCGCGCCAUAGUAAUGACAGACGGCGAAAGAAUUUUGGGUCUGGGAGACCUGGGCGCUUACGGAAUGGGUAUUCCCGUUGGCAAGCUCGCUCUUUACACGGCAUUGGGUGGUAUAAGGCCUCACGAGUGUUUGCCUAUCACAUUGGACGUUGGCACCAAUAAUCAGAGUCUUCUCGAAGAUCCGCUAUACAUAGGUUUAAGGCAAAAGCGAGUGCGCGGCAAGGAGUACGAUGAUUUCAUCGAUGAGUUCAUGGAGGCAUGUGUCAUGAAAUAUGGUCGCAGCACUUUGUUACAGUUCGAGGACUUCGCUUUAAUAAACGCGACGCGGCUGCUGGCCAAAUAUCGCGAGCACUACUGCACGUUUAACGAUGACAUCCAGGGCACGGCCAGCGUCGCCGUCGCCGGUCUAUUGGCCGCGAUCAGGAUUACCAAGAAGCGGAUCAGCGAGAACGUUAUCAUGUUUCUAGGCGCCGGCUCGGCAUCGACUGGUAUCGGUAGCCUGAUAGUGUCGGCAAUGGUUUUGGAGGGGAUUUCGGAGGAGGAGGGCCGCAAGAAAAUAUUGAUGUUCGACAUCGACGGCCUGCUUACGACCCGUCGCGACGGCGGUGUGCCUGCCCACGCGAAGGAUUUCGGCAGGGAUUUACCGCCCGAGAAGAACUUCCAGAAGUGCGUGGAACAGUACAAGCCCACCUGCCUCAUCGGGUGUUCGACUGUUGGUGGUGCCUUCACGCCUGCCAUUUUGAAGCAAAUGGCGCAGAACACUGAGAUCCCGAUCAUUUUCGCACUUUCGAAUCCCACAAGCAACGCUGAGUGCACCGCUCAGCAGGCGUACGAUAAUACGAACGGUAAGUGUGUAUUUGUCUCCGGCUCGCCUUUUCCGCCGGUGAAUUAUCAAGGCAAGGAGUACCGUACGGGGCAAGGGAACAACUCUUACAUAUUCCCCGGAGUAGCACUAGGAGUCAUAGCGGUCAAAGCUUACAAGAUACCAGACUCGAUGUUUCUAACAGCGGCACAGACAUUGGCAAAUUUUGUGACGGAGGAGGACUUGGCUAUCGGACGUGUAUAUCCGCCGUUGAAUCAAAUACGUGAAGUGUCAGUCGCCAUUGCUGUUGCCGUAGCGAAGAUGUCUUACAAGCAAAGUAAGUAUGCUCUUGAAAUAUUAGUUUUUUAUGUGCCGUACGAA
Iphiclides podalirius (scarce swallowtail) is the source of this 3117-nucleotide messenger RNA. The record is from the annotation of a GenBank genome assembly. Lineage: Eukaryota; Metazoa; Arthropoda; Insecta; Lepidoptera; Papilionidae.